Molecule: messenger RNA, 1425 nt
Organism: Rotaria sp. Silwood2
Lineage: Eukaryota; Metazoa; Rotifera; Eurotatoria; Philodinida; Philodinidae
Source: the annotation of a GenBank genome assembly
AUGUUGUUAUUUAGUUUUUUUCUUAUCUGUCUCAGUCAAUCUUUGUUUGCUGUUGAAUUGUCUAUUUACAACAGUUUUACUGAAGUUCGUCAAGUUCACAAUGGAAUCGGUAACAUCAAGUAUCAAUUUACAAAUGCUGAUUAUGGAAAUGUAAUUGAUGGAUCGAUCAGUUGGGAAGGUACACCAGUAGUUCGACAAGAAGUCUACAAUACAAUUCAAUCACUCAAAGAUGCCAUAGUAACAGUACGACGAUCCACUCAAUGUGAAUGUGAAACGAUUCAAGCGAAAAUUGUUGAUCCUGAUUCGAUGUUACUUCAAAAUUUAAAUACAAAAGCCUAUUUUUAUGCUGAUAAACAGUCAAUCGAAUAUUCAUCGACACGACCGACCAACGGUGAGACAACAUUAUCGCUUCAAUUUCAAACUGAACUUACAGCAUAUACUGGAGCAUUGUCUUAUUUAAUGAGAGGAAUCACAUGGACACCUAGUUAUGAUCUACUUUUGACAGAUACCGCUGAUUACAAACUUCGUACCUAUGCAAAUAUUAAGAAUAGUCAACAACAAGAAUAUACAGUGGAGAUGACUCAUCUCUUAGGUGGUGAUGUGCCAUUAGCUACCGGUUAUGCAAAGCCUCCUGGAUUUUUAGCUGACAAGGAAGUUAUGAACUUGAGACCAAUUCAUGCUAGUGGCGAACAAAGAGGAAUAUAUUCAUAUAUAUUGAAUGACAAAUAUACACUUCGUCCAUCGAGUUCCAUUCGUUUACCAUUUAUUGAUAUUGUUGCCAAAUAUCAGUUCUAUUACAAAUCAUUGGCAAGCAUCAGUACAGAAAUGAAUCAAGGUAUCUUUGAAAGAAAUUAUGAUAUAACACCUGAUCAUUUCAUGCCUGCUGGUAUUAUUACUGUUCGUGAUAACCAAGUACUUGUUGGUCAAGCUGUUUUACCAGACGUUCCAGAAAAUUACACGCAAACAUUCAGUGUUGGUCAAGAUAGUGAUGUUCGCUAUAUGAUAAAAAGCAAUAUGACAUCAAAGAGUGAUGACAAUGCAACAGUUUCAUGGGAAACUUUUGAAAUCGACGUUCAAGUUAAGAAUUUUAAGAACAAAAAUGUCAAUGCUCAACUUGUCUUACAAGAAGGUGUUCAAAUAACUCUUCUUGAAACAACGUGUAAAUCUGUUAAUGUUCAAGGAAAUCAACUUCAAUUACCGGUUCAACUCGAACAAGGAGAAAAUCAUGAAUAUUAUAAAUUUGAAACAGUUCUUACAAUCGAUGUACAUACUCGUGAUACAGUAGAUAUUUUAAUUCGUAAUGAUAUUAAUGAACCUCAUGAUUUUUCAUGGCAAUGUCAAUUACGUUUUUAUUGGCUAUCAAAAGAAGAUAAUUUAUUUUUACAACAAUGCAAUGGAAAAUUUGAAUAUAGUUUAAAACGAUAG